Messenger RNA from Ahaetulla prasina, 897 nucleotides. RefSeq names its product phospholipase A2 inhibitor LNF1-like. Bases 246 to 626 code for a protein of 126 amino acids. The transcript has 4 exons. Gene Ontology annotation, cellular component: extracellular region. Gene Ontology annotation, molecular function: phospholipase inhibitor activity. Lineage: Eukaryota; Metazoa; Chordata; Lepidosauria; Squamata; Colubridae. The record is from RefSeq and is a predicted model, not a curated record.
CCUUUAUAAAGAUGUUUUUCCCCCCCCCCCUCUGAAAUUCUUGGCCAGAUAUAGGCAAAGGCUGCUAGACUGUUCCUGAGCUUAGAUCUACAAACAGCAUCCAGGUCCUUCGUCCUCCUCUGCCUGGAUUUCUUUGGACGGCGGCAGCUGGUUGGCGUAGAAAAGUGUUUUCCUUCAAGGCGAGAUUUAUUUUUUAUUUUAUUUUAUUUUUUUUUAAAAAAAACCUCCUUGCCUAACUCAUCGCCAUGCAGCUUCUGCUGGGACUUUUCGUCUUCUCCGUCCUCCUGACUGCAGGUAAUUCCUUGUCGUGUGAACUUUGCAGCUCGCAAGGUUUAGACUGCAGUGGUUCAAAGCAAGAAUGUGCUUUUGACAAUCCUGUCUGCAUGAAGUUGACGACUGAAAUUAGUGUCGGACUCGAGAAAGUCCAAAGCACUGUGAAAAGUUGCAGUCCGAAAGAUGCUUGCAAGUUACUUGAAGAGCAGAAAGGGAAGACUUCCAGUAGCCAGAUACCUGGUGUUCCACUUGGAGCUGUCCUUAAAGAAGUUACCUGCAGCAAAGCCCCUCCCUCGUUCGCAUCCUUCUUCCCAGCAUUCCUUGGGCUCCUCCUGAUGAAGCUUCUCUUCUAAAGCUCUUCCUUCCACCCAAAAAAUUGUCCCCAUUUUCUUGGCCUGUAUAAUCUCUCCAGCUGAUCAGGCAGCCUCUUGGAUGUUAUGCAUAGGUCUCUAUAUUUCGCCAAACAGAAACCAGUGUAGCAGACAAAUAUAUAAUCUGCCAAAUGGAAACCAGUUAAGCAAACAGAUAUAUAAUCAGCAGCCUUGAAUGUGUGUUUGAAGAGAAAAAAAAAUGGCAUAAUUCCAAUAAAGAAAAUAAUAAUAAAGAAUAAACAGUUGGAUUCCA